CAUCUACAAAAGAAAUAUCAACAACUUUGGGGCAUUUAUGCAUGUGUGUUGUGACUUGAAAUUUAUGCUUUUAUGUUAAUGUUGUUAUUGUUGCUGCCGUUGACUGACAGUAUUUGUUUUUUGGCAUUUCAUCUGGAGUAAAAUGUAAUUUAUUUAUUUAUUAUUACCUUUAACAAAAGCAUAUGGAAGCAGUUUCCGUUUAUUAAAAUGGCGGCUUAAUCAAAAUCAAAACUAUAACUAUCACAUAAUGCAAAAACCUCAUACAAACUUAAGGUCCAACUUCUACUUAAAUCAAAAUGGAUUCCAAGAACCAAACGUGAUUUUUACUUGAAAGGGUUUAAAAAAUACUAUCCUGCACUUAUUUCCAACCAAACAAAAGAAAAACCACAAAGUUAAAAUUUGCUGGCACUAUAUAAAAUUGUUAUAUAUAAUUUAGAUGAGAAAUAUUUGGUCCCUUAAAAACGAUUUCAACGUUUAAAUCAAAAGAGUUCCCAAAUUGAAAAACUCAACCAAAAAGGCACUUUAAGCAAACCUCCACAAAAUGCACAACUGCAAACAAAUUUGGCUAUUCGUCUUUAGCUGGUAUAUGCUAUAUCCUUUUAGCACAGACUCAACACCACUACCAGUUUCAGCUAUAAAUUCCGCAGAGCAUAGUCAUACUGCACCCUGUCCACAUGAAAGCAUAGCCGAACUCAUCAAAACAAGUCCUGUGAUAGUUAAAGCAUUGGGAGCGCGUGUAUUCACCGACGAUGACUUAAGUGUGUUGCAGAUGGUCAGGGGUGAGCAGGAUAACUGGCAAAAUGGGCAAAAUAAUUUCUUAACGUCAGCAACACUUGACUCGACAGUAAAAGUACAAUCCGCAGCGACCCCAACAACAACGAGAGCAUCAACGGCGUCAGCAGCAUUGCAUAACAAAAAUUCUGCUGGUGACAAUAGCUAUAAUAACAACAACAGCAAGAGAAACAUGCCAACAACGGAAGUAGAGUCCAUUUUAAUAACAUUAACACCGGAAACAAUAUACAAAGGGGCCUCGUUGCUUAAAAUGACACCGGGUGCGGAAAAUGCACCACGGAACAAUCUUGGUAGUAGUAGCAGUAGCAAUGGCUAUGGCAACCAAGCAGAGUCAGCAUAUCAAUAUGAGGGUCAAUUAAAUGCAACCCUUGAGCCCUUAGCCUGUUUCGAUGGAAAUGUGCUGAAAAUGUUGCCAACUGAAUUAAUUGCUUUUGGCAAAUUGAUAACUGUCCAACAGCAACAGCAACAGCUACAACAAGGACAACAAAGUCAAAGCCAAGAGCGUUCCGGACAAAAGGAUAUUUUACGCAUCAGCAUAAACGGAUUGCAUCGGUGGAGUCCACAAUUUGAAAAUCACAUCUGGAAACAUUUGGGUAAGCUUAUAUUAAUUAAAUAA
Teleopsis dalmanni is the source of this 1408-nucleotide messenger RNA. RefSeq lists its product as uncharacterized. The transcript has 3 exons. Lineage: Eukaryota; Metazoa; Arthropoda; Insecta; Diptera; Diopsidae. The record is from RefSeq and is a predicted model, not a curated record. Bases 542 to 1408 code for a protein of 288 amino acids.